Messenger RNA from Auanema sp. JU1783, 735 nucleotides. The record is from the annotation of a GenBank genome assembly. Lineage: Eukaryota; Metazoa; Nematoda; Chromadorea; Rhabditida; Rhabditidae.
AUGCGGCUGUUAUUUGUAGCAGCUCUGAUUUCGCUGUAUUCAUGUACCUGGAGCAAAACUUCCGAGGAACGUAAGUUAGAGUAUUUGAUUACGGAUCAGAACAGAGAGGUCGAUAAGUUUUUGACUAACGCUUACAUACAAAUUGGAACAUUCAUGGCCGAGACUCUGUUCUUUGUUAUGCCAAAGUAUCAGGAUUACAUCAACGUUGUGGCAGAUAUAGGAGCUCGCUUUCUGAGCUUGCCUGAACAGGUCAGAAACACUGUGGUAGAGAAAUUUUUGCGAACAGGAGAGAUAAACAAAACAUUAGAUCAGAUGAAUGGAAUCAUCACUGUGAGUCAAGAGCAAGUAAUAUUGACUAUGUUCUCAUCUUAUGACAUGGUUAACGAUACUGAAGCUGCUAUAUCUUUUGCAAAGACGGAAGACUUGAAAUUAGGAAAUCGGUUGCAGAAGAUAUACACUGAAGGAAAAAAACAAUACUUUCUUAGCUCCCACGAAGCGCAAGAGUUUGUGAGAAAGGAACUCGCGCAGCUGAACAACAGUGUUAAGAGAGGGAGAAAUCAAGUGGACACCCAGGAUGUACUGAAAAAAGCCCAAAAGAGUUUUAUAAAACUUUCGCAUGAGCAGAAAGUUGAGAUCACCAAAAUCUUGUUGUCGGCGUUCAACGAUAUUCUGAUGAAAUAUUUCAAUGAACUCACGGACAAGCUCUCGCAGCUACAUGCUAGACUGGAAAGUUAA